AUGGAACCAGUGUAUGGGGAAUUCCGAUGUGGAAAAACUCAAUUGUGUCAUACACUCUGCGUCACAGCUCAGCUCCCAGCAGAAAUGGGUGGAGGAGGAGGCAAAGCUGCUUACAUCGAUACCGAAGGUACCUUUCGGCCUGAGCGAAUCCGGACGAUUGCUGAUAGAUUCGGGAUGGACCCAGAAGCGGUUUUAGAUAACAUCAUCGUCGGGAGAGCUGCCAAUAGUGAACAUCAAAUGGAGCUGAUUGUUCACCUCGCGGCUAAAUUCGCAGAGGAUGGCACAUUCAGGCUGCUAAUUGUUGACUCCAUCAUGGCGUUGUUUCGAGUGGAUUUUUCGGGAAGAGGAGAGCUCUCAGAGCGACAACAAAAAUUGAAUCAAAUGCUUGCCAGAUUGACUCGUAUUUCAGAAGAAUUCAAUUUAUGUAUCUUCUUGACCAAUCAAGUUCAAGCCGAUCCAGGAGCCGCCAGCAUGUUUGCUGGUGCCGACAAAAAACCUGUUGGAGGGCAUGUGCUGGCACAUGCGGCCUCGACUAGGAUCUCGUUACGCAAGGGCCGAGGAGAUGAAAGAGUAGCAAAGCUUUGCGAUAGCCCUGAUAUGCCCGAGGGAGAAGCUAGCUAUAAAAUAGCAACUGGCGGGAUUGAAGACUGUUAAGCCGGAGCGGCAAGAUGUGGUGUCUAUGCUGUAUACAGACAUGAUUACCUGCGCAAAUAUGAACCUAUCUUGUCCUGCAAUAUCUGUGAACUUUGCACGCGGGCAACUUAUAGCAAUUAAAC
Messenger RNA from Puccinia graminis f. sp. tritici CRL 75-36-700-3, 776 nucleotides. Its product is annotated as RecA protein. Lineage: Eukaryota; Fungi; Basidiomycota; Pucciniomycetes; Pucciniales; Pucciniaceae. The transcript is spliced from 7 exons. The record is from RefSeq and is a predicted model, not a curated record. Gene Ontology annotation, molecular function: DNA strand exchange activity; double-stranded DNA binding; ATP binding. Gene Ontology annotation, biological process: mitotic recombination; chromosome organization involved in meiotic cell cycle; reciprocal meiotic recombination. Bases 1 to 654 code for a protein of 217 amino acids. Gene Ontology annotation, cellular component: condensed nuclear chromosome.